Cucurbita pepo subsp. pepo (vegetable marrow) is the source of this 1492-nucleotide messenger RNA. Its product is annotated as protein disulfide-isomerase 5-2. Lineage: Eukaryota; Viridiplantae; Streptophyta; Magnoliopsida; Cucurbitales; Cucurbitaceae. Gene Ontology annotation, cellular component: endoplasmic reticulum. The record is from RefSeq and is a predicted model, not a curated record. Gene Ontology annotation, biological process: response to endoplasmic reticulum stress; protein folding. Gene Ontology annotation, molecular function: protein disulfide isomerase activity.
CGGCGGAUGGAACGGUGUUGGAGCUCGACGAAUCCAAUUUCGAUCUCGCCAUUUCUUCAUUUGAUUACAUAUUGGUCGACUUUUACGCCCCUUGGUGCGGCCACUGCAAGCGUCUUUCUCCAGAGUUGGACGCUGCUGCACCUCAGCUUGCCAAAUUGAAGGAGCCUAUAGUUCUUGCAAAACUGAAUGCUGACAAGUUUACUCGUCUUGCUAAAAAAUAUGACGUUGAUGCCUAUCCUACAAUCAAGAUCUUCAUGCAUGGCGUUCCAGUAGACUAUUAUGGACCAAGGAAAGCAGAGUUACUUGUCCGUUAUUUGAAGAAAUUUGUUGCCCCAGAUGUCUCAAUUCUCGAGUCAGACUCAUCGAUUAAUGAAUUUGUUGAAGCUUCUGGGCCUUACUUCCCUAUUUAUUUGGGUUUCGGUUUAGAUGAAUCUAUUAUUUCUAAAUUUGCUAUCAAGUACAAGAAGAAAGCUUGGUUUUCAGUGGCCAAGGGAUUCUCGGAGGAUAUCAUGGUAUCUUAUGAUUUUGAUAAAGUUCCUGCCUUGGUUUCUAUCCAUCCAAAUUACAACAAUGAACGGAGCAUUUUUUAUGGUCCCUUUGAAGAUAAAUUCUUGGAGGAGUUCAUAAAACAAAGCUUGUUCCCUCUUGUUCUGCCCAUAAACUACGACACACUUAAGCUACUAAAGGACGAUGAGAGGAAAAUAGCACUCACAAUAGUGAAGGAUGAGGAUGAUGACCAGACAAAGAAUUUGAUCAAUUUAUUAAAGGCUGCUGCAUCUGCUAAUCGUGACUUGGUGUUUGCUUAUGUCGGGGCUAAACAGUGGGGAGAAUUUGCUGAUUCAUUUGGGGACAAGAAGACCACAUUACCAAAAAUGAUCAUUUGGGAUGGGAAGGAGGAAUACUUAAUGGUUAUUGGUUCAGAAAGCAUCAUUGGGAACGACCAUGCAUCGGAAAUCUCUCAAUUUGUUGAAGGAUAUAGGGAAGGGAGAACUGAAGAAAGAAGAGUUGCAGGUCCUUCGUUUAUUGGCUUCAUAAAUUCAAUGAUAGGCACCUGGAGUGUAUACAUCAUUGUAUUUAUAGUUGCAAUAGUAAUGCUUUUCCAAUACCUCACAAAAGAUGAUAACGAAUAUCAUAGAGUCGAUACUCCUGCUCGGGAUCAGGUUGACCAAAUUAGUGGCAGCUCUACCUCACAGGUUGAAAGGACUGAGUACAGGGCUGGUGACAAGGAAGAUUGAAUGUGAAAUUUGGUGAAUUAAUUAUUAGCAUGACCUUUGAACGGCUUAGGGAAGCAGAUAUUGACAAGAAUCAGACAUAAAAGUAUCUUGGGAGCCAUGAAAUAACUGAUGAAAUGUGUUUUUUGGUGAUCUGUUCCCAAGCGCUUUACCCCUUGCGAAAGUGAACUUAUAUUUGAUGUAUGCUUUUUAUGCUUUACUUUGUAACAGUUAGGUUUCUUGGAUCAAUCGAAUUGACUUAUGCAGAUAGAUGUUGUUCA